Messenger RNA from Varroa destructor (honeybee mite), 1824 nucleotides. RefSeq names its product DNA repair protein complementing XP-A cells homolog Xpac (gene Xpac). Gene Ontology annotation, molecular function: damaged DNA binding. Gene Ontology annotation, biological process: nucleotide-excision repair involved in interstrand cross-link repair; nucleotide-excision repair, DNA damage recognition; UV-damage excision repair. Lineage: Eukaryota; Metazoa; Arthropoda; Arachnida; Mesostigmata; Varroidae. The record is from RefSeq and is a predicted model, not a curated record. Gene Ontology annotation, cellular component: nucleotide-excision repair factor 1 complex.
UAUAUCCUAUUACCAUGAUGGAUAGGUUGCCAAUCGAACAGCAAAAACUGAUCGAAGAAAAACGCCUAAAAGCUCUAGCUCGACGAAAUGUUACCAGAACAGCCCAACUAAUACAGUCAACUGUACGGGUGGAACAACGAGCAGGCAGCUCCAAACUCGGCAAUGGGUUUUUUCAUAAUGGUGAGGAUGUUGUGCCAAAGAAAUUUAAGGAAACACCUGAAGAUCUAGUUCAUUGCAUCGAGUGCAAUAAAAUGUUUCUCGAGUCUGUAGCACGGGUAAAGUUUAACUUGAACGUUUGUGAUGAGUGCAGGAAAUCCAGUGAACGCUAUAGGUUCGUGCCUCGUACAGAAGCGAAGACGCUCUUCAAACUAAAAGACUGCGAUAUUGAUUCACGUCCUCCUCCAUUGCCAUUCCUCUCCAAACCAAACCCACACAGAGAACACGGUGCCCCUAUGAAACUCUAUUUGUUUAGCCAACUGGAGGAACGGGCCCUUCUCGUGUGGGGAAGUCUAGAAACCCUUGAAAAGGAACGUAAUAAACGUAGGCAAGACGCUAACAAACGAAGAAAAGCAGGAUUUGAAAAGAAGAUUAAAGAUAUGCGACGUGAAAUGAGAGCACAAUCCUAUCAACCUCCAACAAGUCAUGAACACACUUACGGAACGGAGCAGGCGGACCCCGAUCUAGAGGAUGGAUAUUUCAAAGAAUGUACUUCUUGCGGACAUCGUCUCAGUUACGAAAAGAUGUAACUGACGAUGUCAUUAUUAUCCAUUAAGAUUUAUGUGACUACCAUGAUUCGAUCGUAGUUAUAUUUUGAUUACCCAACAAAACUAAAAAUCAAAAAAGCAAUCAGUGUUUCUGCAUGAAAACUUCCUUUACUUAACCUAAAUUUCCUAGGACUGUCUCCCUUUUUCCAGUCGAAUCUAAUAUUGAAACGUUAGAAAUGUCUGAGAUGAAUGACUGUAUUAACGGCAGCAAAUAAUUUCUUGAUAGCCGGCUAAAGAAGGAAACACUUUUUUUUUAUAAGCUCAGUCUUAUUUAUAACUUUAAUAGACUUUAAAUAGUCUUAGCAAAUAUUAAUUUAUAACAUUUUAUUGUGUUACAAAAAUAUAUAGUCAGUUAUAUGUGUAAUAGUUUUGGCUAUAGGUAGUUAGUGUUUUUCUUUAAUAUACUGCAGAGAAAAAUCACAUUACCUUAUCGUAAUGUAAGUAAAAAAAGCGGUGUAGUAAAACGCAUGUAAGAAUGUUAAAAAAACAUGCAAAUAUUAAUCAAACUCAUUAUGAUUUGAAUCGGUACUCUUUAGUAAAUAGCUAUGUUGCUAUAUUUUUAUGUGCUAAACUCUUACAAAUUAAUUGUCUAAAAAUAAAUUAAAAAUAUUUAUUUAAAGAAAUCACUAUUACGAACGGAAUUAGACAAUUUUACCUCAAUAAAUACUGUUUCAAGCUAGCAGAUUUUCUAGAAAAAGUUACCAAUUGUCCGAUAAAAAAUUAUUCAUAAGAAAAUUCUGUGAAUAUUUUCGGUAUACUGGGACUAGCACAGUCUACGGGUUUAAUUUAGCAAAGAACAUGUGAAAUAAACAUUUUUUUGGAGUUAGCUUAUGUGAAUCAAGUUAACUUUUUUAAUUCCUCUGGAUCCGUUUAUUAGGUGUAUGUGUUUUCCUAAAUAUCCAUACGGAAAUAUAAUGCACAAAAAUAAAGAAGAAGAACUCACUUAGCCGUUUCUGUCUGAUAUACAAGACCUACUUAGUUAGGUAAAUACUUGCGUUGCCAAAUUUAACACUAAACUUGCAACCUAUAGUUACUACUGGUAACACCUUUUACCAGAGAA